AUGGCCCCGAUUCUGCCUUUGGCCCCAUCCCCCCCAUCCAUGGCAACUCCUCCGGCCUCAACCUCACUCUGCUCCCCACACAGGCCAGUCCCAGAUAUCCCUCCCCUCCGACACGCUGCACUCAUCAAGCGCACCGCUGUCAAGCGACAGGUCAACAUCCAGAUUGUAUUUAUGUUCAUUGUCCUGCUAGCCCUCUCCUCCGGCUCCACCAUCGGCAGCAGCAUUUGCUCAUGGUUCUUUACGGACAAGCAAUGGUAUCUGCUUGAGACCACGUCCCUCUCCGGUCGGGCCACAGGUUUCAUCGAAGACAUCUUGACGUUUAUCAUUCUCUACAACAACCUGAUCCCCAUCUCCCUCAUCAUCACCAUGAAGGUUAUUAAGUUCCAAUAG
Molecule: messenger RNA, 390 nt
Organism: Heterobasidion irregulare TC 32-1
Lineage: Eukaryota; Fungi; Basidiomycota; Agaricomycetes; Russulales; Bondarzewiaceae
Product: P-type ATPase
Exons: 5
Coding region: 1-390 (129 amino acids)
Biological process (GO): intracellular protein transport; endocytic recycling; phospholipid translocation
Cellular component (GO): plasma membrane
Molecular function (GO): ATPase-coupled intramembrane lipid carrier activity
Source: RefSeq, a predicted model, not a curated record